Messenger RNA from Phragmites australis (common reed), 2479 nucleotides. Its product is annotated as importin subunit alpha-1b-like. The transcript has 10 exons. The record is from RefSeq and is a predicted model, not a curated record. NCBI's taxonomy places the organism in Eukaryota, Viridiplantae, Streptophyta, Magnoliopsida, Poales, Poaceae. Gene Ontology annotation, cellular component: nucleus; cytoplasm. Gene Ontology annotation, molecular function: nuclear import signal receptor activity; protein binding. Gene Ontology annotation, biological process: NLS-bearing protein import into nucleus. Bases 133 to 1815 code for a protein of 560 amino acids.
CCCCGUUUCUUUACAGAAUCAAACUGCUGCCUCCAUCCGCCGCGCCCGCGCGUGCUAGGUUUCGCAGUUAGCCUAGGGUUUCCGGCGAGAGGAGAGGAGAGGAGAGGAGAGGCACGCGCCCGCCGAGGAGGGAUGUCGCUGCGGCCGAGCGAGCAGGUGGAGAACCGCCGGAGCGACUUCAAGGUCUCGGUGAACGCGGCCGAGGGGCGGCGGCGGCGCGUCAGCGGCUUGGCGAGGGUCCGCAAGGAGAGCCGCGACAGUGCCCUCCAGAAGAGGCGAUGCGCCGGUGUCGCCGCUGGAUCGGGCGCGAAGGCGGUGCCGCACCCGCCGGCCCUCGAGAAGAAGUUGCAAAUGCUGCCGGAGAUGAUGCAGGGGUUGUACUCGGAUGACAGCAGCAUGCAGUUGGAGGCCAUCAGGGAAUUCAGGAAGCUGCUCUCUAUCGAUAAACCCCCCAUCCAGGAGGUGACUAACUCUGGAGUGGUGCCUUCCUUUGUACAGUUGCUUUCUAGGGAGGACUACCCUGAGCUACAGUUUGAGGCAGCGUGGGCUCUCACUAACAUUGUUUCGGGAACAUCAGAGAACACCAAGGUGGUUAUUGACCAAGGUGCCGUGCCCACCUUUGUCAAGCUCCUCAGCUCACCAAAUGAGGAUGUCCGUGAACAGGCUGUGUGGGCCCUGGGAAACGUGGCUGGUGAUUCUACAAUGUGUCGUGAUAUGGUGCUUGCGCAUGGUGCGCUCUUCCCACUACUUCAUCUGCUCAGUGGGCAACCCAGGCUCUCCCUACUGAGGAAUACUACCUGGGCCCUCAGCAACUUAUGCCGUGGCAGCCCGGAGCCCGACUUCGAGCAUGUGAAGCCGGCACUCCUAGUUUUGCAACAACUCAUUCAUUCUAAAGACGAGUUGGUCCUAAGUGAUGCCUGCUGGGCACUCUCUUACUUGUCUGAUGGUAAAGAUGACAAUGCCAGGAUCCAAGCUGUGAUUGAAACCGGAGCAUGCCCUCGGCUUGUUGAGCUCCUUACGUACGUUUAUCUUUUCGUUUUCUAUUUUUACUUUAGUUUGAGAAAUAUAAAGACAAAGACUGAUGCACAAGCUACUAAAUAUCGAUUUAGCCACCCUUCAUCUUCGAUUCUCGUUCCUUCUCUGCGUGUGGUUGGUAACAUUGUCACAGGGGAUGAUGCACAGACUCAGUGUAUAAUUGAUCAUCAAGCACUUCCCUGUCUUUUGAAUCUUCUGGUAACAUAUCAAAAGAAAAUCGUCAAAAAAGAAGCUUGCUGGACAAUCUCCAACAUCACAGCUGGAAACAAGGAGCAGAUUCAGGCUGUGAUCAACGCGAAGAUAAUUGGUCCUUUGGUGAAUCUUAUGCAAACUGCUGAGUUUGAUGUCAGCAAGGAGGCUGCUUGGGCAAUAUAUAAUGCCACAGAUGGUGGGACACAUGAUCAGAUCAAGUAUCUUGUAAGCCAGGGUUGCAUCAGGGCGUUUUGUGAUUUACUUAGUUAUUCUGAUGCUAGAAUACUGAUGGUUUGCUUGGAGGGCCUUGAGAAUAUCUUGAUGGUGGGGGAGGCCGACCAGUUCUCGGGGGCUUGUGAUUUCAACAGGUAUGCACAGAUGAUUGAUGAUGCUGGGGGCUUGGACAAGAUUGAGGAUCUCCAGAACCAUGAAAACAACAAGGUAUAUGAGAUGGCGGGUAACUUGCUCGAGACGUACUGGUUAGAGGAAGAUGAUGCCAUGCCCUCAGGGGGAGAUGCCCACCAGACCAACGUCCACAAUGGUAAUCAGCAGGUCUGUGUUCCACCCGGGGGCUUCAAGUUUGGCUGAAGAUGGUCAGAUGCUCAUUUGGAAAGUGAAUGAGGGCACUAGCUAUUUGGAUUGGAGCAUUUUCACGUCGGGAGAGUCAUGUUACUCAAGUCAGAGUUGGGUCCUGUCAGCCUCACCUCAGGCAGUCGUCACGGUUGGUCCCAGUAAAAGCAGGGUCGUCGGAGUUCCGGUCAAUGGGCUGCACUGCUAUUGUGUGCCUUUGCCUUGGUGUCUAUGGCCUGUGGUUGAUUCAUGUGGAUUGUGGCUCCACAUGAGGAAGUGGAGGCUGGAAGUGGGUCGGGCGUCCAGAGGCAAUGCGUGAUCUUGUCGCUUGCCUUGUCGUACUUAAACUCUUGUUUUCACCUCUAGCCAGUAGCAUCAGCUUUUGUGAUCUCUAUUUGAGGUGAAAGAAAAGGUCGGUUUUCCUCAUCGCAUCUCUAUGCCGUAAAACGGAUGGGGCUGACUGAGAGCCGGCUGGGCUUGUUCAGAUAGCGGUUUCGCUAGGCUCGUUAAGCUAACGAGUAGAAAAUCAAGCUGGGCUUGGUUUGUAAAUUUUGCAAGCCGAGCUCAGGUUGUUUAUGAGGUCUCAAUCCUUUUAUUUAGCUCAUAGCGAGAUGAGCUCAAUCAACUUGUGAGCCUUAAAUUUUUAUCUUAACUGUAUGAAAGAUGAGUUGGUUUUUAUGUC